AUGCAUGGCAAAGUGUCGCCGCGUAUCGAAACGCUGGUCGUCGAUCAUUCGCCGUCCAAACUACAAACAGUUGUUCCCGAUAAGUCCUCGGCUACACCACAGAUACUCUUCGCCUUCCAAGAUGGGUCAUCAAACUUGUUCUUCUACUCUUCACCUCAACCUCAAGAUCUUGAUGUGUAUACUUCGUCUGUUGUAGCCACUCGUCAUGACAUGAAACUCGGGACAGGUUUCUACAAGUUAUGUCGACCUGUUCACGGACUUGUCUGUAGUCAACAUAAAGGAGAGAAGAAGUCAUGGGCUGUGAUUUCUAAUCCCAUCACAGGAGAGUACGUAACCACACCCAAAGUGUCGAUAGAAGGUGUUAAAGGGUGGAUAAAAGGAAAAGCAGAGUAUUCUUUUGGGUAUGAUCCAAUAGAAAAACAGUUCAAGAGCGUCAUUGAUCCAGGAUAUGAGGAGUUGAGAAACCUUGCUGCCCCCGAUCAAAAUCAGCGAAAAUCUCUUGAAGAAGCGAAGCUCAAGGAUCUCAAAGCCAAAAAUUACCUGUUCCAGUCAAUUAACAAAACCAUUCUGAAGACCAUCACUCAGAAGGAGACAGCUAAGCAACUUUGGGACUCCAUGAAAGUGAAAAAUCAGGGAGGAGCUCGAGUGAAGCGAGCACAACUUCAAAGACUCAGAAAGAACUUUGAGACGUUGGAGAUGAAGGCUGGAGAAACGGUGGCCAGCUAUUUUGGAAGAGUCAUGGAGACAACCAACGACAUGAAAAAUUGUGGUGAAAUAAUCGAUGAUGUCAAGAUCGUGGAGAAGAUUCUACGAAGUCUCACCGAGAACUUCAAUUUCGUGGCGUCACUACAAAUACAUGAAAGUAAAGUGACAGAGAAGAAAACUGAAGAGCAAGUCUUGCAAGUGGAGAACGAACCAAAGAGUAAUCGUGGAAAAGGAUAUUGGAGAGGAAGAGGAAGAAGCAGUUACAGAGGACGUGGAAGAGGCAGAUCCACUACAGAUCGAUCUGCUAUAACCUGCUUCAACUGUGAGAAGAAAGGGCACUAUUCAUUUGAGUGCACAGAAAAAGCGAACUACGUUGAGUUCGAUGAAGAAGAAGAAUUGCUGUUGAUGGCACACACCGAGGUGAGCAAAGCUGAGGGAAAAGGAGUGUGGUUCUUGGAUUCUGGCUGUUCUAACCACAUGACCGGAGAAAAGUCAUGGUUUACAGAACUAAAUGAAGAUUUCAAACAUUCAGUUCGUUUGGGAAACAACACCAGGUUGGCGGUUGAAGGAAAGGGAAAAAUCAGAUUUGAAGCAGAAGGCAUUGUUCAAGUAAUAACUGAUGUUUAUUACAUUCCCAAUCUCUCAAACAACCUGCUGAGCAUUGGACAGUUACAAGAAAAGCAGCUGAAGUUUGUGAUCGAGAAUGGAACCUGCAGAAUUUUUCAUCGUCAAAGAGGCUUAAUUAUGGAGACGAAGAUGACGUUGAACCGCAUGUUCCUGAUUUACGCCAAGGAAAAACCAGUGUCUGAGAAGUGUCUUAAAGUGGAAGAAGAGGACUUGGGGUCUCUAUGGCACAGAAGACUAGGACAUCUCAAUAAUAUGUCCAUCCAGAUUAUGCAGAAAAAAGAAUUGGUGAAAGGGUUACCAAACAUGAAAAAUGAAGAAAAUGUGUGCACUGUCUGCAAUGUGGGGAAGCAGCAGCGAGAGAAGUUUCCAAAGAAGAGCAAGUGGAGAGCAACCAAGAAGCUGGAAUUGGUUCACACCAUCUAUGUGGAUCAAUUACUCCUGUGUCUCAAAGAGGAAAGAGGUACUUAA
This is a messenger RNA of Eutrema salsugineum, 1800 nucleotides long. Its product is annotated as retrovirus-related Pol polyprotein from transposon TNT 1-94. The record is from RefSeq and is a predicted model, not a curated record. Gene Ontology annotation, molecular function: nucleic acid binding; zinc ion binding. The transcript has 3 exons. Bases 1 to 1800 code for a protein of 599 amino acids. NCBI's taxonomy places the organism in Eukaryota, Viridiplantae, Streptophyta, Magnoliopsida, Brassicales, Brassicaceae.